AUGUUAACCGCCAAGACCGCCCGUUCUUUAUUUGCGGUCGCAUCGAAUUCAAUCAAACCCCUCGCUGCUUCGCGUGGCUUAGCAACAGUUACUGACCAAUCUUUUGCUAGCGUCAAACCUCCACCUGCACCUUAUUCCCUGAGUGUCUCUUCAAAACCGGCACCAGCAGCACUCAAAUUUAAAUCGGGAGAAAUUUUUCACGGAACCUCAUUCGGUGCCAUGAAGUCUGUCUCUGGAGAAACCGUAUUUACGACCUCGCUUGUUGGAUAUCCAGAAUCCAUGACUGAUCCUUCAUACCGAGGUCAGAUUUUGGUAUUCACUCAGCCUCUUAUAGGCAACUAUGGAGUGCCAGGGCUCGAGAAGGAUAAAUAUGGCCUCCUAAAAAAUUUUGAAUCAGACAGAAUUCAAUGUAAAGGUAUCAUUGUGAACGACUACGCAAGUCGCUAUUCUCACUGGACUGCUGUAGAGUCCCUUGGGGAAUGGUGUACUCGUCACGGUGUACCUGCCAUAUCUGGAAUUGAUACUCGAGCAUUAGUUCAUAUUUUGAGAGAUCAAGGGUCAACCCUUUCCAAGUUCGUGGUUGGAGAAGAUGCAGAAAAAGAAAAUUUCUCCAAAAUCCAAUAUUCUGAUCCUAAUAAAAGAAACCUCAUCACUGAGGUCAGUACUAAAGUCCCAGUAUCUUAUAAUCCUUACGGAGAUGUGAAGAUUGGUGUGAUAGAUUGCGGAGUCAAGCACAAUAUUUUACGUUCGCUUGUCGAACGGGGCGCAGCGGUUACAGUCCUUCCAUGGGAUUUCGAUUUUAACAAAAUGGCAGAUCAAUUUGACGGUAUUUUUAUAUCAAAUGGUCCCGGAAAUCCAGCGCAGGCCACCGAAGCAGUCAAAAAUUUACGCCAUGCGUUAGACACUUUCCACAAACCGAUUUUCGGAAUUUGCAUGGGAAAUCUCCUCCUGGGAAUGGCUGCUGGUUUAGACAUUUAUAAAUUGCGAUUUGGAAAUCGUGGUCAUAAUGUUCCUGCACUCAAUCUAAAGACCGGAAAAUGUGCCAUCACUUCCCAAAAUCAUGGUUACGCUUUAAAUGAUAGCGUGAUGCCCCACGGAUGGGAGAAAUAUUUCACUAAUGCCAAUGAUGGUACCAACGAAGGUAUUCGUCAUAAAUCACGUCCAUACAGUUCAGUACAAUUCCAUCCCGAAGCUAAAGGAGGACCUUUGGAUACAGAAUAUUUGUUUGAGGACUUUCUAAUGAAAGUCCGUUCAGAUAAGCUCAAAAGGGAAGGAGAAAAAGUUUUUAUUCCGAAAACUAUUCCCACACAUGCCCCUCUUGUCGUUUGA
Diversispora eburnea is the source of this 1329-nucleotide messenger RNA. NCBI's taxonomy places the organism in Eukaryota, Fungi, Glomeromycota, Glomeromycetes, Diversisporales, Diversisporaceae. The record is from the annotation of a GenBank genome assembly.